AUGGACGGGCCCCCCGCGCCCGCCGCCGCCGCUGCUCCCGCGGAGCCCCCGGGAACGGCGGCGGGCGCGGGGGGCCCGGGGGGGCUCCUGGCGCUGCCCCCGGAGCUGCUGCUGCGGAUCUGCGGCUUCCUGCGGGCCCGCGACGUGCGGCGGGUGCUGCCCCGCGUGUGCCGCGCCCUGCGGGACCUGGCCCGGGACGCGGUGCUCUGGCGGCUCCGCCUGCAGCGCCGCGCCCGCCGCCCCCUGCCCGUGCUGCCAGAGGACGGCUUUGAUUGGGCGGCCGCCUGCGAGGACCUGGAGGAGCACCUGGAGCGCUGGGGGGCCGGGGGGGCCCCCAUGGAGCAUUUCUCCCUGGACGAGGGGCACUUCGCCUCCGUGGACUCCGUGCUGCUGCUGCAGGGGGGCUCCCUGUGCGUCUCGGGGGGCCGCGACCGCAACGUGAACCUGUGGGACCUGCGGGAGCUGGGCCGGGGCCCCCCCGGGAAGGUUCUGGUCAAAGCCCUGGGCUCGGGGCGCAGCGGAACCCACAAGGGCUGGGUGUGGUGCUUGGCUGCGAGGGACGCCCGCGUCUGCUCCGGCUCCUGGGACAGCACCGUGAAGCUCUGGGACCUGGCGGCCGAGGGGCAGCAGUUCGGGGAGAUCCGAGAGAAGGCGGCCGUGCUGUGCCUCUCGUACCGCCCCGACGUGCUCGUCACCGGCACCUACGACAAGACGGUGACCGUGUACGACCCGCGAGCCGGGCAGGCCCAGGUGAGCAGCUACAAGCCCCACGCCAGCGCGGUGCUGUCGCUGGCGGCCGACGAGCGGCUGAUCGUGUCGGGCAGCGAGGACCGGACGCUCGUGGUGUUCGAUCGCCGCGCCGGCUCCGUGCGCCAGCGCCUGCAGCUGGACAAUUACCUGCUCUCCAUGUCCUACCGGGGCUCGCAGCUCUGGGCUGGCGACAACCAGGGCCGGGUUUAUCUGUUCGGCAGCGGCGGCGGCAGCUUCCAGCCCGCCCGGUAUUUCGACGUGGGGCACCGGCUGCAGAUCACGGGGCUCUGGCACUCGCUGGGCUCGCUCUACACCACGUCCACGGACAGGACGCUGCGGAUCCACGUGCCCACGGAUCCCCCCCGCACCAUCUGCUCCUGGACGCACGACGAUGUCCUCAACGGGAUCAGCGUGGACGGCGACGUGGUGGCCGCGGCCUCGGGGGGACUCUCGGUCGAGGUGUGGAGGCUCCGGACCUGACACCGGCACGGGGGGGGCAGGGGGGGCUCCGACCGCGUCCCGCGGGGUACCCCCCGCGCCCCCCAUUCCGGGGGGCCGGGCUCGGAUCCGGGACCUGGGCGGGGCUGGAAGCUGCCGCCUGUUCGUGGGUAUUAAAGGAUUGGACUGGAGCGGA
Molecule: messenger RNA, 1384 nt
Organism: Melozone crissalis (California towhee)
Lineage: Eukaryota; Metazoa; Chordata; Aves; Passeriformes; Passerellidae
Gene: FBXW9
Product: F-box and WD repeat domain containing 9
Exons: 10
Coding region: 1-1230 (409 amino acids)
Molecular function (GO): protein binding
Source: RefSeq, a predicted model, not a curated record